Messenger RNA from Diabrotica balteata, 1092 nucleotides. Lineage: Eukaryota; Metazoa; Arthropoda; Insecta; Coleoptera; Chrysomelidae. The record is from the annotation of a GenBank genome assembly.
AUGGAACAAAAACGUGUCAUUAAUUUUGGAGCUGGCCCAGCAAAAUUACCCAUAGAGGUUCUUGAAGAUAUUCAGAAAGAAAUGCUUUCUUAUGGGCAAACCGGUAUGAGUAUAACCGAAAUAAGCCAUAGGAGUGACCAAUAUGCCCAAAUAAAUGCAAAUGCACAAAAAACAUUACGUAACUUACUGACCAUUCCGGCGAAUUAUAAAAUCUUGUUCGUGGCAGGUGGGGGCCAAGGAGCCUUCUCUGCUAUUCCCAUGAACCUCAUUGGGAGAACAGGCAGCGCAGAUUACUUAGUAACUGGAACUUGGUCUAAAGUAGCAGCGGAGGAAGCUAAAAAAUAUGGCAAGAUCAAUAUUGCGGCGAAAGAAGGCCAAAUUUCCGAUCCGAGGGUUUGGAACUUAGAUCCCAACGCAGCGUAUGUCUUCUAUUGUGACAAUGAUACCAUAGACGGCGUUGAAUUCCCUGACAUACCAAAUACAGGAACUAUCCCUCUAGUAGCUGACAUGUCUUCCAAUAUUUUAACAAAAGAAAUUGAUGUAUCAAAGUUUGGUAUCAUUUUUGCAGCCUCUCAGAAAAAUUUAGGUACAGCUGGAGUUGCUCUAUUAAUAAUUCGUGAAGAUCUCUUAGGUUAUGCUGCAUCCUACUGCCCUGGAAUAUUAAAUUUUAAGACAUUGAAUGAAUACAACUCUAUUUUAAAUACACCUCCAAUUUUUUCGAUAUACGUUAUGGACAAAAUUUUCCAAUGGAAUAAACGUAACGGAGGACUUCCCACCAUGGAAUCGUCGUGUAAGAUAAAAUCCCAAUUACUCUACGACACAAUCGACCAAUCUAACAAUUUUUACCAUUCUCCUGCCGAGAAGAAUGUCCGCAGCAGGAUCAAUAUAACAUUUCGUAUUAAUGAUGGCGAUGAAAAAAUUGAAAAAGAAUUUCUGAGUGAAGCUGCUAAUAAAAACAUGUUGCAGUUAAAGGGACACUCGUUAGUGGGGGGUAUUAGAGCUUCUUUAUUUAAUUCUGUAACUGUAGAAGAAGUUAAGAAGUUGGUUGUGUUUAUGAAUGAGUUUAGAAGAAAACAUGAAAAUAAACGUUAA